Messenger RNA from Fibroporia radiculosa, 2118 nucleotides. RefSeq lists its product as uncharacterized. Lineage: Eukaryota; Fungi; Basidiomycota; Agaricomycetes; Polyporales; Fibroporiaceae. The record is from RefSeq and is a predicted model, not a curated record. The transcript is spliced from 4 exons. The coding region runs from base 1 to 2118 and encodes 705 amino acids.
AUGCACCUACUUCAAAAGGCCCUUCAGAUAAAAGAAUUCAACCAGGGCCUGGGCGAAACUCGUCGGGACACUAUCCUCGGAGAUCCUACUACCUCGCGCAAAGUCUUCGCACAGUCCUCACAGCGUUCUCAGCCAGUAGAUCCCGAGGUUGAUGUCGGUGAGAGCGAGGAGGAAUCUGCUCGGAAAAUUAAACCUCGUCAAGCGGCUAGUGAAGAAACAUUUCUAGUCGCCGUGAAUUUCGAUUCCCCGCCACCGACAACCCAGGCGCACCGUUCAUCCUCAGUAUUAUCUACUCCAAUACUCGCAGAUACACGUCCCGCCACACUAUAUGUCUCCCGUACCUAUGCCUCCAGAAGACGGUCUACUCCAUCUCGAUCUCGUCCGAAUACACCCGGUGCAUCCGUAGCAAACUUUCGAUCUCGUCCAAACACACCCAGUGCGUCAGUAGCAAAUUCUCGUUCUCGUCCGAAUACACCCAGUGCAUCGGUAGCAGGUCUUCGUGCCUCCGCGGAGACCCCCGUCACUCGUAAACGUGGACGACCUAGGAAGCAUUCGCUUCCUGACUCGCCGUUCGACCCGAUUCUGACUAAAAAGCCCCGCGGGCAGAGCACCCAGCGUGACAGCGAUGUUCCCAAACGCACAAUCAGCCAGCCUCGUGAAAGCUCGUCCGUCGUCCGCACAGCUGGGAGUAGAGGCCGCGUAGCGUCGUCCGUUCCACCGCCGAUCUCUUCACGCACGCUUCCUACAGGACUCCCCGGCAUUGCAGCCACAAAGCAGAAAUUGGUCCCAUACAUCAAUGUUCCGCCUCUACCGCCCGACUACAGAUCCGGAGGGGUACCACUACUGCAACAGGCGGACAUUUCCGUCCUUGCACUCCACGAGACGGCAGGGGAGCUGUCUAUACGAGGUCGCCGAGCUGCCCCUGCGGAUAUGGCGGAGCAUCUACAGUCGCAUAGCGCUAACCGACCCUCAAAUGGGCUCAAGGGCACGUAUCAAGCUCCGUCCUCACUUCCAACCCCGCCUACUGUCGCUGCCAGCGCGCCUCCAGUGCAAGUCGAUCUAUCCAUAUCUCAGCACGCGGUGAUCCCACGUCCGUUGCCGCGCACGAUCUCAAUCGCCCAAAGCACAGACAGGCGAGCGCCUGCUCCACUUUCCUCGGCUGUACCACAAACUACAAGUGCCAGCCCUCGACAAGGUGUAAGCGCUGGGCCUUCACAGAGCGGAGAUAUUGGUCGUCGACAGAGUGCGAACAUGAACCUUGGACAGAGCACAACCAUCGAUCCUUCACAAGGCGAAGGCGUUGGUUCUCGGCAGGGCGCAAGCAUCGCCUCUCCGCAGAGUGUAACUACUGGUUUCCCAACAGGCGCGAGCAAAAGUCCUCCGCAAAACCGAAGCCCCCGUCCUCGACAGAAUGCAAGUAGUGGUCCUAUACAGAGUGCCAGCCUCGGACCUUCGCAGGAUGCAGUUAUCAGUCCUUCGCAGAGCACAAGCACCGGUCCCGCGCAGAGCGCAGCCCCCGGUCCUCCAUUAACCUUGCCUCCUCCAGUACCUCAAGCCCCAAUUGCCUCCCUUUUGCGUCCAAGUUUUAUCUAUUUGUCACACGCGCCCCCCGUCUCGCCCGUCCGCCAGUACCAGACUGCGAAACUGCUCCACGAAGCCCUUGCAGCUCGCGUGUCUGCGUCACUCGCGGCUCGACAGCCGACUCGAUCCACUGUCUCCGCAUCGAGUGCUCACACCCGCAAUACAGGUGCGCUGGUCCGCUUCCAAGGCGGCUACUCGAUCGUCCGAGGCGAGGACAUGGGGGUCACCGAGUCGAUCCUCCGAGACAUCGCAGCAGACGUGGUGAGCGCGAGCGGAGUCGCGAUCGAGCUUGCCGAUCGGCACCGCACCACCCUCCAGAUCAUGGGCAUCACAGGCACGCUGCGCCUGCCGUGCAGGUGCGCGGCCGCGGAUGGCCAAAACCCGUACAUGUGUGGAGGGCUGAUGACUGUGACCACUAUGGAGACCUCCAUCCCUGUCGGCACAAUUCCCCAAGCGAGGAUGUAUGGAUUUCGGAUUCUCAUUGACGUGGGGCACGGCGGUGCCAUGGACUUCAUACAGCAGAAUGUCGCCGCGUAG